GCCCUCGCCGUCGCCAUCUUCCCGCGGCCGCGCCUCCCGGGCCGCUCGCGUAAACAGUGCCACGCGUACAGCGCCCGCCGCCGGGGUCCGCUCCCGCGCCCGCUCCCCGCCCCCGAGUUGUUCUGGACUUUUCCAGGCGGUAGAAAAGUUGUCAGCGGGCGCUGGCCGGUGCCCCGUGGGUCUGGGGAAACAGGCUCAGCCAGGGUCUGCGGGGGCUGCCGGCCCUAACCCCUUCUCUCCGCGGGUGGGUGGGCGGCCUCCUUUCGAAUGGCUCUGCCAGCCGAACUCUGCUGCUCGCCCACCUUCCCCCGCCCCCAGGAGCCUAGACAGAGAAGCGAGUGGAGGCGCUGUCCUGGGCCCUCACUCCUCCCAGGGUGCCCACCGCUUCUGCCCAGCCUCCUGACACAGCGAAACUCCAGCCUCCAGUAUGGGGGUCCUCUUUUUUAAGACAGAGGCUUUUAAGGGGGCGGGAGGAGGGGGCAGGCUGCAGGGCAGGGGCCCCACGAAGUCGUUACUACGGGUGCCAGCUGCGCCCUCCAUACCUUGACCUCGUGUUCAGGCAGCAGAAGCCCUGAAGCUGGGGUGCGUACAGGUCCCCCGCGUGGGGAGUGGGGACCCUGGGCCGGGGCUCCCCGGGGAUUUCCACCCUCCUGGCUGCUGUGAGGACCAUAGCACACCUGGUCUUGUCUGGACCCACCUUGGCCCAGCCCUUUUGUGUGAGCAGGCUGGGAGCUGCGUUUGUAGGGGGCUUCAGAGCCCCAGGGCAUGGCUCAUUCCUGUGGUCUACCUGUUGUAGGGAAUCAGAAAGGCUGGUGUAGGGACCCAUUUCUGUGGCAUCCUGAGCCAGGCGAGGAAUUGGUUGAGUCUCCAGCUGCCCUGGCUGGGACCCGUCCCUGAGUCCCAGCCCCUGGUCCCCUACUGGGGACAGUUUGGGGAAGGACAGGAGUGUGACGAGGGAACCAUUGCCUCAGGCCUCCUCAGUGAGCAAGCCCGGCCCCCGCUGCCGCUUCUCUCCAAACCAAGUCCCUGACCCGUGGAGAACUCUGGGGCGUGAGCUGGGGCUCCCCCAGCAUGGAGAACCCAAAGCUGACAACCAGCGUCCUGGCCAAGGCUGCCCGAACACUGCCUCUAUGCUGAGCGUUUCACACAUGCAGCCAGUUCAUCUUCACCCCAGGCUCAGAGAGGCGAUGUGAUUUUUAUCUCUAUGGCCAAGGAAACUGAGGCAAGGAGAGGUUUGGUUACUUGCCUGCCACUCACCCAUCUCUGAUGAUGCCUGUUCCUGAGAUGGGGUCCCAGCUGUCCACAUUCUGCUGGGACAGAGACCAUGGGGGCACUGGUGAGGGAGACAGAGGGCUCCCCAACUCUGGUGCAUCUCCUCUGGCUCCUCUGGGCCGAGCCCCGCUCCCCCGGGGCCUGAGGCAGCCCAGGGCUGGCGGCUUGGCCCCUUCCUCGGGUGGGCAGCACUGCCCUGGAGGUUUCCUCAGCCAGCCCAGACAAGUAGCUGGGCGGAGCAGGGGGCCAGAGGAUCUCCGAGCCCCUGACUUGUCCCCACCUGUGAGGCUUCCAUGCUCUGCCAAGCGGCAUCCUGGGAGGCCCGGGAGCCCUGGCUGGCCUGUGGGGUCCUGCCUGGACACGGAAGGUGGCCUGGAGCUGGGAGCGAGGUCCCCCUGCCUCGUUAUCCUCCAGGCAGAUGCUGUGGCACACCCUGUGGUGCUGGGAAUUGUGUGCCCGCGUCUGAAUGGGCAAGACAGGUCUUCACACAACGAGCUAGAAAAGCACAGACGAGCCAAACUCAGGCUGUACCUUGAGCAGCUCAAGCAACUGGUGCCCCUGGGCCCCGACAGCACCCGCCACACCACGCUGAGCCUCCUGAAGCGGGCCAAGGUGCACAUCAAGAAACUGGAGGAGCAGGACCGCCGGGCACUGAGCAUCAAGGAGCAGCUGCAGCAGGAGCAUCGUUUCCUGAAGCGGCGCCUGGAGCAGCUGUCGGUGCAGAGCGUGGAGCGCGUGCGCACAGAUAGCACAGGCUCUGCUGUCUCCACGGACGACUCAGAGCAAGAAGUGGACAUAGAGGGCAUGGAGUUUGGCCCUGGUGAGCUGGACAGUGUUGGCAGCAGCAGUGACGCGGACGACCACUACAGCCUGCAGAGUGGCACCGGCGGCGACAGUGGCUUCGGGCCCCACUGCCGGCGGCUGGGCCGCCCCGCCCUCUCGUAGGCCCGUGCCCUCUGCUCCUUGGCCUGCCUGCCCGCCAGCCACGCGUGUCAGCCCUCCAGUUCUCCUUCAGUUGACGCCAGCCUCUCCACAGGCCCACUGCUGUGCCAUUCUGGAAGCUCCAGCUGCCGCUGGGCUGCCUGGCACUGCCCGCUUGCCAGUCAGGGCCUGCCGAGCUGCCUGCCCCUUCCAGCUGGGCAGAGUCCCCUGCAAGGAGGCAGGGCCCAGCUUCCACAUCCAGAGCCCUGGUCAGCAUAGCCGCCCACGGUCUGUUCUCAGAUUCCUAAUCAUUCCAGAAGUAUUAAACGUCAUUGCUGCAAACCUCGGCAGGUGCCGUGUGAGGGGCUUAAUGACCACCACAGGGAGCUCAGACCCCAACCCUGGAUCCCAGGAGAAAGGAGUGGACCGAGGAAGGAAGGAAGGCAAGGCUGUCUGUCCAUCCGUCCGUCUGUCCACCUACCUGUCAGUCCACGUAGGCUCCUGGCGUGGACAAGGGGUCUGUGAAGGGCGGGAACUGGGUGAGCACCUGGGGCAGGUGGGUGGUUAAGGUCCUUCCCACUUCGCAGGUGUCAGAACCUAGGGCUGGGCUCUCGGGGCUGGCCAGGCCAGCCCAGCCCACACCGAGCUGGGCAGCGUCUGCUCUGGUAGGACUGUCAGACGCACACGCGCACGCACCUAGACACACGCACUCGUGUACAUGCUCACACAUGCAGACACACCUGGGCGUCCCGAGGUCACAUGUUCUGGGGAUGCUGGCCUUCAGGGGUCAUCUGGCAAACAGCCCCUGGGCUGUGCCUGGAUCCCCCUCCAGCUCCCGCUCACCCACGCCCACCCAAUAGUCCUGCCUGUCUGCACAGGAGAGGGGCUUCUCUUCCUGGCUGGGGCUGGGGUGAACUGGAGGCUGGUUAAGUUGCAGCCGCUGGGUCCUCGGGGGCUUACUCAUCUCCCUUUUUUAAACAAAAAGCAAAAAAGUAAAAUGCUGCACUGCCCAGCAGCCCGGUUAGGGCUCCUGGAGCCACCUUAGGAAAGGGCUUCUCAUGAGCUCUGCUGCGGCAGCCUCAGCUGGCAGAGAGGCUUUCCCAGAAAAAAAAAAAAGAGAACCAUUUUUAAGAAGAAGAAAGCCUAAAGACUCUCGGCCUAGGGACGUCCGUGUGUGCCGCCUCUGUUUCCUGUACGAGAUUUUUGUACUCUAUUUUCCUAGCUGUUGUUGCGUCCUUGUUUGCCGAGGGGUGGGAGCCACCCAGCGUCUCAGGGACCUGUCCCUCCGUCACGUCGUCAAAAUGUGCCUUGUGUCUUGUGUCUGGCCUUGCCCUUCCCACCAGCAUGUCCCUCGUGGCUCAGGGUGCCCCAGGCCUGCCCAGCUAGUGCUGUCCUCCCAUCUCCUGUGGGCAGCCCCUCCCAGCAGCCAGGGCUUCCUGGAGGCGAUGCAGCCAGGCCCCUGUGGGUGGCACGGAGGGGCUGUGACCUGGUCCCCAGUGUUGCCCUCCCCAGUGGCUGGCAGGGGCCUGCUUGCUCACUAGAGAGAUGGAUUCUCGCCUGUCACCUGACUCGAGCCCCCUGCUUCCUGGCCUAGGCGAGGGUUCCAGGUUUCAGACACUGGCAGCCAAUGAAGACUGUGCUCACUGGGUGGUGCAGGCCUGGCACCAGGAGGCUUGCACCCGCCUUUCCUUCCUGACGUCCUCUGUCCUUGGGGCUGGCCCAUAGCAGUGCCUGCCGUGCCUCUGGUACAUCUGUAGCCAAUUCCCAUAUCAUGGGGAAAAUUCAUGUCUAUUUUCAGUCGUACGCAUAGACGCCCCGGGAUGGGGGGCCCGCUGUGGCGGAAGGGGGUCCCUGGAAACAACUCUGGCACAGAACCUGCCCUGCAGGCUGUAGGGGGCAUGGUGCCUGGAGCUGAGGGGCAUCCGAACGCGUUGCGGGUGGUUGUGAGGAGGCCUGUCUGCAUCUCCUUCCGGCCCCACUGGGGUCCAGGGGUGCCCAGAAAGGAGCUUCCCCUGCCUGCCUGAGUCUGUCCCCCCAGGCUUCAUUUCAAACACCGUGGCACCUCCGAGCAAGGCGGGCCGUGUGUAAAAGCUUGCUUCCCCAGCCAGCACUGCAGGGCCCUGAGUUUGUCGUGUCCCUGCCCUCAAUUCUUGAAGCACCAGCUCCCUGCCCCACCCUCCAGUGCCUGGGGCAGCUAGGGGCUUCUGCUCUCAUCUCUGACCAGCAGAAUCCACCCGGUGACCAGUGGUGGCCCCUCAGCCCACCCUCCCGGCAGCUCAGCCUGUGGCUCUUGAGGCCGUGGUUCCCACGUGGGCUGGGAGGCAGUCUCACAGCCACCCAGGGUGCUGUUCAGCUGCCCCUCCCUGCCAUCAGCAGGUGGGUGAGGGGUUGCCCACUGGGUGGGGGCCCAUGCUAGGAGUCACCACAUGCUCCAACCUCCCACUGCUCCCUGUCAGGGGCCCAGGCUGCCAUCACUGGAGGCUGCAGGGACCAAGAGGCCAUCACCGUGUCUAUAGAGAGCAGACAGAAGCAGAACAGAGCCCAGGGCUCCUGAGCCUCUGCGUGUGCCCUCCCAGCCCACACCGGUGCUCUCAGCCACUGAGCACCCAGACUCAGGCUUGGGUUCCCCAGCCUUAUUGGAAGGCAGCUCCCGCAUACCAGGAUAACCCCCGCAAACCACAUAGCAGACCCCCGCCAUCCUCGCAGAGUGGGAGAGGCUGCAGCAAGGCUUUGCCUCUGCAGACCCCAUCUUAGUGGCACGGUGCUUGGGCCUGUGUCCCCGGGUGGUGGAACCCUGUACCGGUCUGUGGCCCUAGGGUCCCCGCUCUGCUGUCUGCCCCGGCCCAUGCCGUCCGCUGGGCGAGGCCGGCUCCCCCGUGCCCUGCCUCCCUCUGUCAGGGAACCUGGGACCCCCUCCCCACUGCCUGCACAGAGGACCCUGACCCUCGGCCAGCAGGGUGGCCCCAGGUCCAUGUUGGGCACUAGGGCAGGUUCCGUGCCAGAGUCGGGGGCCACACGAGGGCCUGGUGCCGGUGAGGGGGGUGUGCGCUAGAGGGGGAAAGGGGCCCCCGGCCACCUGUCCACCGUGUGGGCCGUGCUGUGUCCUUAUGUCAUUGUAAUAUAAAUACAGAUUUUUAUAUCUCA
Pan troglodytes (chimpanzee) is the source of this 5337-nucleotide messenger RNA. It is a transcript of the gene MXD4, whose product is annotated as MAX dimerization protein 4. The record is from RefSeq and is a predicted model, not a curated record. Gene Ontology annotation, biological process: regulation of transcription by RNA polymerase II. The coding region runs from base 1267 to 2217 and encodes 316 amino acids. Gene Ontology annotation, molecular function: RNA polymerase II cis-regulatory region sequence-specific DNA binding; protein dimerization activity; DNA-binding transcription factor activity, RNA polymerase II-specific. The transcript is spliced from 6 exons. Lineage: Eukaryota; Metazoa; Chordata; Mammalia; Primates; Hominidae.